Etheostoma cragini (Arkansas darter) is the source of this 2042-nucleotide messenger RNA. RefSeq names its product serine incorporator 2-like. The record is from RefSeq and is a predicted model, not a curated record. Gene Ontology annotation, cellular component: membrane. Lineage: Eukaryota; Metazoa; Chordata; Actinopteri; Perciformes; Percidae. Bases 102 to 1481 code for a protein of 459 amino acids. The transcript is spliced from 10 exons.
UGUGUAUUACUUUAAACAACUUGACAUCGCCAUUUUGAGUCAGUUUCUGCCUGAACUUUUCAAGCCUUUACGACUUUCAUUGGAAUUGUGAAUUAUUAAACAUGGGUGCUUGUUUGGCUCUGGGUUCCCUUGCCAGUUGUGCGUCCUGUUUGUGCGGCUCGGCCUCCUGCCUGCUGUCAUCAUGCUGCCCUUCAACCACCAACUCCACCGUGAGCCGGCUGGCUUUCUCCUUCCUGCUGCUGCUCGGGACUCUGGUGUCUGUCAUUAUGAUUCUCCCAGGCAUGGAGGGACAUCUUAAACAGAUUCCAGGUUUCUGUCUCGGUGGGACAUCCAUACCUGGUCUAGAAAACAAGGUGAACUGUGAUAUCAUUGUCGGCUACAAGUCAGUGUAUCGCAUGUGCUUCGCCAUGGCCUGCUUCUUCUUCCUCUUCUCCAUCAUCAUGAUCCGAGUGCGCAACAGCAAGGACCCCCGAGCCGCCAUCCAAAAUGGUUUCUGGUUCUUCAAGUUCCUGCUGCUGGUUGGCAUAGCGGUGGGGGCGUUCUUCAUUCCAGACGGCACCUUCAAUACAGUGUGGUAUUACUUUGGCAUGGUGGGCUCCUUCUUCUUCAUCAUCACCCAGCUGAUCCUGCUGGUGGACUUUGCCCAUUCCUGGAACCAGUCUUGGCUGCUGAAGGCAGAAGAGGGAAAUUCCAAGUGCUGGUUUGCAGCUCUGCUGUCAUUCACCUUGUUCUUCUACGCCUUGGCUUUCUCUGCUGUCGUGCUUUUCUACGUGUUUUACAUCCAACCUGACGACUGCACCGAGCACAAGGUCUUCAUCAGCCUCAACUUGAUCUUCUGCUUCAUCGUGUCCAUCGUAGCCAUUCUGCCCAAAGUUCAGGAGGCCCAGCCCACCUCCGGCCUGCUGCAGGCCUCCUUCAUCUCCUGCUACACCAUGUAUGUGACCUGGUCAGCCAUGACUAACAACCCCAACCGGCAGUGUAACCCCAGUCUGUUGAGUUUGGUCCAGACCGUUACGGCCACUCCAGCACCAGGACCGGCUCCGACCCAAACCCCGGGCAGUGUCCAGUGGUGGGACGCACAGAGCAUCGUGGGAUUGAUCAUUUUCCUCUUCUGUACUCUUUACGCCAGUAUCCGCUCGUCCACCAACACCCAGGUGAACAAGCUGAUGCGGACCGAGGACAACCAAGCUUUGACCGACUACAGUUCCACCACAGUGGAGGACGGAGUCCGGCGGGCCGUGGACAACGAAGAGGAGGCAGUCACUUACAACUACUCCUUCUUCCACUUCAGCCUCUUACUGGCCUCCCUCUACAUCAUGAUGACACUCACCAACUGGUACAUGCCCGACACUGACUACCAGACCAUGAAGAGCACCAUGCCGGCCGUGUGGGUGAAGAUCAUCUCCAGCUGGUUUGGCCUGGCCAUCUACCUGUGGACCCUGGUGGCCCCGGUCGUGCUCUCCAACAGAGACUUCAGCUAAAACCCAGGGAAGUCUGUCCAUGCGGCUUUUAGCCGGUUGCUAUUUGCACCUUAAAGAAAGCUAGCUUUAUAUUGAUUGUUUCUUUAAUUUUCUUGCAAUUCCACAUUUAAAUUGGAGAAUGAAAUAGUAAAAUGCUUUGUUUUUCACUGGACGCCAUUAUGUUGUUUUGUUUUUUAACCCAGUUUUGCAGGAACACUAUAUUGUUUGAGAUGAGCUUUAAUGACACAUUCCAGUUAAACCUCAGGUUAUAUAUCGUUUGGUAUAUUUUUCUUUACUGUCACAAAUAUUCCUAUUAAGAGCAAAUGUUUUGGCUUUGUUCGUUUUGUAUCAUUCUGAUUUCUUUUAAAUCAGUUGGAUUUCAUGGAAAGAGGAUUUCCAAAUUAGAUUUAUUAUGCAUUUGCUCUAAUGCCCAUUUUUAAAGUGCCUUUUAUUAUAUUUUACACAAAAGCUAUUCAAAAGGGCAAUUUUUGAUAUCUUUAGUCUGUGGCAUGAAGUUGCUUCCUCAAUAUGUUGUAUGUUCACUUUUCAUUAUAAUCAAUAAAGUUCACACUCUUUCAUCAG